This is a messenger RNA of Dendronephthya gigantea, 1729 nucleotides long. RefSeq lists its product as uncharacterized. The transcript has 8 exons. Gene Ontology annotation, cellular component: cytoplasm. The coding region runs from base 96 to 1298 and encodes 400 amino acids. Lineage: Eukaryota; Metazoa; Cnidaria; Anthozoa; Malacalcyonacea; Nephtheidae. The record is from RefSeq and is a predicted model, not a curated record.
GCCACGAAGAGAGGUCUCAGAGAUACAGAAAUACUAAUACGCAAAAUGAGUCGCCGACGUUAUGUUGUGGUCGAUUUCUUUAAAUAAAUUCACUAAUGGGUGAACUUAGAGCAGAUUUUCUUGGGAAGACACUACUUCCUCUCUCUUUUCUCUUUCUUACGCGGUGUCUAACAGCAGGAAUUGCGCUAAAUCGAAGUAAUUCUGAGCAUGGUUUUCCGACAUCAAAAGUGCUUCCUGCACAGCUGACGGAACCAAAAACACAAGAUAAACCUCGUCCUACGAUUUCCUCUUAUCCAACCAGACAUAUCAAUAAAACUUGGAACUGUACUGACAUUCAUUUGAAGAAUCAAAAGAAGCAUUAUGCCAACACAAGUGUCUAUGUAUAUUACACUGAUAAUGAUCCAUAUGUUUGCCAUUUAAAUCCUUUGCAUUGUAAAAGGCCAACCCAACUGCGUAAUGAGAAUAAGAAAAUUUUGAUUCAAUUACCAAAAUAUGGUGAUUAUAGUUACCUUCCAAUAUCCCAGUGGAUUCAUUUACUACAGCAUGGAGCUGUGGUCUUUCUGUAUCAUCCAUGCACAAGCAAGGAAAAUAUUGACAAACUGCGUAGCAUUGCAAGAAAAUGUAUGUGGAAGCACAUUGUCACACCAUAUGAGCAUCUGAAUAUCAGCCAGCCAAUUGCAAUGGUUGCCUGGGCAUCAUUCUAUGCGGAUUCAAAGGUGAAUGAGACAGCAAGUGAAACUUGGAUAAAGAAUAAUGCAAUGAGAGCUCCUGCUAGUCACAUGAUACUUAAUGGAGGAUACAUUUUUAAUUUGCUACAUCCAGCAAAAUAUGUAUCAGAUCCCCUGGACAGCAAACUAUGUCCAAAAACGCGUAGCCAGAGCACUAAUGAGGACGAUAUGGACAUUCUAAAUGAACAUUAUAACUCUGUGUAUGACAAUGGUCGGUCAUCGAAGAAGCUGAAAAAACAUUUAAUACAAAAAAUCAAACAUGGUUUGCGGCCGGAGAAACGAUCAAUCAACCCGAACAACGCCGCGUGGGCAGUUGCGUCCCUUCUCUUUCUCUGCCUCGUUCUUGUGUUUGUCUUGGUGUAUACCAAACCGUGGAACGAACGAGAUUAUUACUUGAAAGAGAAAAUGGCGUCAAGAAACAAUAAUACUGGCUUCAGUUUGAUUAAGAAUCAUUUCAACAGAGGAAAUAGAUCUUGGCGACAGCUGGCAGAACAACAGAGAAACGCCUCUGUUUCACGGAGGUUACUGGGACCGAUACAUGAGGAAGAUGAGGACUUCAUGGAUCUUUGAUGGAUAUCUUGGAGUAUAUCUAGUAUCGAGAGGUAUCUUGGGAUAAUUUUUUUGGAUAGAUGUAAGAUAGUAUUUAAAUUAUUCUCGGGCGAAUUUUAUGAAAUCGUUUUUCGUCAAGGUGACUCAAGCACUGCAUAUCGAACUCCGUAAUCUAAAGUCGUUUUGCUGUAAAAAAAAUUUAAAAUUUUCUAGAGAUUAUAUCUGUGACCUAAAGAGUUAAAAACGUUUUUGGCAAAACGCUAUAUUGAUCAUUAUCUCACAACUUGCAAAAAUUGAUUUCCUCUUUAAUCUAACUUGGAACCCUCGUACUCUAAGACUCUGUUUAUCCAGAGAGCGGCUGACUCAGAUUUUCAUCUCAUUUCAAUCAUCUAUAAAUGUUGAAUUUUGUAACUAUUUAUAAUUCCAGAGCAAUUAAGAUUAUAUAAAAUAAA